AUGACUUGCCUAGUAGACCUCCCCAACGAAUUACUCGAGGAGAUAUUCCUACUCGCGACCUGUGGCAACCAGAGGGAGCUAUGCCAGGCUGGCGUCAAGUGGCGACGAUACGAAACACCCGAAAUACCCGAAAUUGGAUUACUAGCUUUACAUCUCCUACGACACCCUCAUCAUCGCCCGCUAGUACGAACCUUGGAGUUCGAUGAUUUGAUUACCCUGAAUGUAUUGGAAAGAAACCCCAACGAUGGGACCCGAGCGAACCUACGGCCAGAGACCCUGGCAGAAUUGGCAGAAGCAGCAGAAAAAACCAUCCCGGAAUUCGCAAAGUCCAGUAACUGGGGUUAUUAUAUCCGAAAAGGCUGUACAGACGCUAUCGCUGCGCUGAUCUUGGCCUGGGCAACCCAAGUGACUGAAGUGGAAUUUUCGCUUUCAGGAUUGACCGCACACCACGACAUCGUGCAUAAUUCGAAUAUCAUCAUAAUGCAAUUCAUCGAUUGGGUGGCUCACAACAUAUCCACGACGGCAAAUGACGACCUGCCUCUAGCCAAGUUACAGAAAAUUGACGUGGCAAACAGAGAAUUUGACGACACGGAACUACCAAUAUCAAUUUUCCAUUUGCCUAGACUCAGGGUACUUGAUACAUAUGGAUUAAUAUUUAUCAGUCAGGAUAAUAUUUCCAUUCCAGAACAUGGCUUCGCGAUCGAGGCACUGUAUCUCGUAGACUCAGAAAUUGUUGGAAAUGGGUUGUGGGAUAUCAUCAGUGGGUGUAAAAGGUUGCUCGUGUUGAGCGUUCAUCUGAGCAAUCAGGAACCGAUAUUUGCCAGCAAGAGAGCAAUCUCAAAUGCUAUUCUCCGCCAAGCUGGAUCGCUCAAAGAACUGCAUCUGGUCUUUCCAACGUGGUGUGUGAAUUGGCUCGACGAACCUCAACGCGUCUCGAAUCACGAAGAGAUUCCAUUACAUCGCUGCUUCCAACGUCUUCAAAAACUUGAAAGACUCUCAGUCGACGUGGAAGAUUUGCGCCCAAGUCCUGAAGAGCAAAUCACGCCAGACUUUUUCGGCAGCGCGCUGCCGCUUUCUCUCAGGGAACUAACGAUCAAUUGGAAAACUGGGGAGCCAGGCUCUCCUGCAGAAAUCUUCUUCCAGCGGGGUGAACUUGAUGUUUAUUUGGACGUUGUCAAUGCCCUCAAGGGCUUACUGGUUGAAGUUGGGGCGGGACACAGAAACCACCUGAGAUUUAUCUACCCUGAGGGAGUUCUUGGGAAUUCUGAUCAGAUGGAUGAGGUUAAGGAAUGUGCGAAAGAAAAUGGUGCUGUGGUUCAAGUGUGGUCAUUUGAGGAUAGGGAUUGCAUCGAGCCGGCUGAUUCGCGCGACUUGUAUGAGGCAAGGUAUCGAAGAAGCCCAGCUCUUCUGACAGAAUGA
Messenger RNA from Fusarium poae, 1419 nucleotides. RefSeq lists its product as uncharacterized. The record is from RefSeq and is a predicted model, not a curated record. The transcript is spliced from 2 exons. Bases 1 to 1419 code for a protein of 472 amino acids. NCBI's taxonomy places the organism in Eukaryota, Fungi, Ascomycota, Sordariomycetes, Hypocreales, Nectriaceae.